This is a messenger RNA of Penicillium subrubescens, 921 nucleotides long. RefSeq names its product phosphoketolase 1. Gene Ontology annotation, biological process: regulation of DNA-templated transcription. The coding region runs from base 1 to 921 and encodes 306 amino acids. The transcript has 3 exons. Gene Ontology annotation, molecular function: DNA-binding transcription factor activity, RNA polymerase II-specific; transcription cis-regulatory region binding. The record is from RefSeq and is a predicted model, not a curated record. Gene Ontology annotation, cellular component: nucleus. Lineage: Eukaryota; Fungi; Ascomycota; Eurotiomycetes; Eurotiales; Aspergillaceae.
AUGUUCCCCAUCAGCCAAUGCGCUUUCACACCCAAAGGCCAAUCGCGAUCGCUCGAAGAGAAACGAGCUGUUCUCGGGUGCUUUGUCUUGAGUUCAAUUGUUUCUGUAUACUUUGGCCACAUUGACCCGAUGCAAUGGACGCCUUACAUGGAUGACUGCAUCAACGAUUUAAUGCAGAGCAAGGAAUCUCCAUACGACGAGAUUUUUGUCCACCAAGUCAGGCUGCAGCGUAUCGUUGGAGAGGUCGAGAGUGUGAGGGAGGCAACAAAGGCUCCAGCAGACUUCUAUUUAAAGUUCCUUCAACAAAAGGUGGACGAGGUCAAGGCUAGUAUGCCAUCACGACUGCAGCACGAUCGAGUACUCUCCGCCUCGGUGUUCUACACCGAGCUAUCAGUAUUCGGCCUGGUUCUCUCCCGAAAAAGUCCACCAGGGUUCCAACGACUCGAGUAUCUCUACUCAUGCCUCAACACAGUUAAAUCAGCAACAGAGAACUUCCUCACAAUCCCAAUCCCCGAUUAUCCCGGGAUCUCGUUUCCAGUUUUCACACAACUCGUUCGGUACAUCAUCGUUCUUUAUAAGCUCUCCACCCUUAAUGAUCCUGUCUGGGACCUCGGCUUGGUGAAAGCGAAUAUCGAUGUGAUCCAAGUAAUCGACCAAGUGAUCCGCAAUAUUGAGCAAGCCAUGUCAGAGAUUGGCGAGCAAUGCUGCGGCGGAACCAUGGAACGCGCUAUAGGGAUAUUUUUGAGGUUUAAGUCAUGGUGUCUGCCAAAUAUUCCCGCUGGUACAGGGCCGGUUGCUGAGGAAGCCGAGAAUGUUAAUUUUCCUGAGAUGGGAGGAGGUAACACACAGCUUGACGCUCUGUUCUUGGAAGACUGGUGGUUGAAAGAUAAUUUGUUCUAUGGUUUGGAGGAAAUUCCCUGA